AAGAAUGGAGUGGGAGCACUUGACGUCAGUUGGAGAAUCAUCCACAGGACCAAUAGGAUAGUAACAAGCAAGAGUCAAUGCCAGCGAAUUGCCAACAUCAUUAGCGGUGUGUCAACCAAGUCUUAACGUCCUCCUGCGAUAAAUCGAUUUGUUACAAUAACGGUAAAAGAAAACAGAGGGGUUAUAUUAUACAUCGGCGCCGGCGGUUACCGGUUAUAGUCUUCACCCGCGCGCCCAAUGUCUCCAUCUUCCCUGUGAACAGCUGUCAAGGAAUGCAUAUGGGGAGACCUCAACAAGCCAUCUCAACAUCACUUGACUGAGGCAUAGUGACACGCAUGGAUGCACUGUGAUGAUUCACUCUCUGCCGCAGCUAUGAGUAACCAAUUCCAGAACACCUCAUCCCCAAUCUGGAGUGUUCAAGAAGGAGGGAAUUCCACGCCACCUCCAACAUUCGAGCUGGAGCCGGUGCCUGUCAGCGUGAAUCCCUGGGAUAUAGUAUUGUGUGUCACAGGGACCCUCAUGUCCUGUGAAAAUGCAAUCGUGAUUGCCUUAAUUAUUUACACGCCCACCCUGAAAGCGCCCAUGUUCGUGUUGAUAGGGAGCCUGGCUUUCGCGGACCUACUGGCGGGGCUUGGUUUGAUAGUGAAUUUCACCAUCACCUACAUCUUUGAUACGGGAUUCGCGACGCUGCUAUCAGCUGGACUGCUCAUCACUGCCUUUUCGGCCUCCGUUCUCAAUAUCCUGGCAAUCACUGUGGAUAGAUACCUCUCCCUCUACAACGCACUCACUUACCACACGGAACGAACAGUGAUUUUUACCAUCAUCACACUGGUUCUCAUUUGGGUGACUAGCAUCACUCUGGGCGCGUUACCGAUCAUGGGUUGGAACUGCCUUAAGGAUGAGACUACUUGCAGUAUUUGCGCCCCCAUUGAUAAAAAUCACGCCGCCGCACUGGCGGUGACUCUUCUUUUUGUAUUCGCACUAAUUUUGCAACUAUACCUCCAGAUUUGCAAGAUUGCUUUUCGUCACGCGCAGCAAAUCGCCGUGCAGCACCAGUUCAUGACUACCUCCCACUCCUCCUCCACCACUAAAGGGGUCUCCACCCUCUCCAUUAUCCUUGGCACCUUUGCAUUGUGCUGGAUCCCAUUCGCCAUGUACUCUCUGGUGGCGGACAUCAGAUACCCCUCCAUCUAUACUUACGUCACCGCUCUCCCGGCCAUUUGUCACUCUAUGAUAAACCCCAUCAUUUAUGCUUUCAGAAAUCCCGACAUACAGAAAUCUAUGAGAUUCGCUUGUUGUUGUGGAUGUGCAUCUUCCAACUUCCCUCUGCGACCAAGGACACCAAGUGAUGUCUAGGCUGUUGUAUGUUGGCCUAUUGCCUCUAGUGAAGUAGUUACAAGCGCGUCCCAAUCUUACUGACUAAUCCGAAAACAUUUGUGGGUGUUUUGUUUUGCAUUUCAUGUGUAUUGAAAAACGAAGUCUGAUGUCCUCUUGUAUAUUUUACUGAGGAUAGCAUUAGGAUGUCUGCUCUCAAAAUAUAGCCGUUCAAUCUCUCGAAAGUGUAUUGGCGGAAGUGUAUUGGCCCAGAGCUACCUGUGCAGUAUUGAUGCGCUUUUAUGGAGGUAGUAGCCUUCACUGUAAGAGCGAGGCAUCAUAUUACAACCUUUAGAUUAUAAUUGAUGCAUCUGUACAUGUCAUGUGCAGUGACUCGGUGUUGCUCAUAAAGUAUUCAAAGAAGCCCCUGACUCAAUAGGUAAAUACCUGUUCUGUGUCAGUACAGUAGGAGUAAGGAAAGUACUCCUAAUGUCACAAUAUUGAUUCAAUUCAUUGGGAAUAAUGUUCAUCAAAGGUUGUUGAAUGUUUAUUAGAAUGAUGCCGAAACGUGGUACUCACUUACUGCGUCUCUGCACCUUCAGUAUGUUUAAACUGUCCCCUCAGUCUGUCAAAUAGUGGGGCAAGUAAAAGUGAGCCAAUGUGUGAUUUACGCAUGGUUUAUUGCGAGGGGGAAAUGCUGGAGUGAGUGGACAGCUCUAUGUACACAAGCGUCAUCCGCACAGCCGUUUCAGCACGAAACGUGAGCUAUCGCCCCUAAUGCACGCAAGAGCUAUGUAGCUAAUACUGUAAGAGUGGAGAAUAACCCUCAUUUGUGUGCAUUUUGAAUUCAAGACAAAAGCAGCAAAAUAGUGUCGGCCAAGGUUUUCCAAAUGAACGCGCACAGACAGUAUCACAUAUUCCCUGUGUGACGGGGAACUCUACAUUUUAAAGUGGGAAACCCCGUACAUUCGACACGCGCAACACUACUUCAUUAUAAUGACAAUAGCCUACUUGCAAUAUUUGUAUGCAUUUAGCCUACCUACACCCUCGGUAGACCUUCCACAUCGACAUCUGAUUGAUUUCUGAUGUCAUAACAUAUUUUUGUUGCUUGCCCACUAAAAACAAAUGGUUCUAUAUAGUGCCAAAUAAGGGGUAUUUGGCUUGUAACCAUAG
This is a messenger RNA of Coregonus clupeaformis (lake whitefish), 2487 nucleotides long. RefSeq names its product G-protein coupled receptor 12. The transcript has 2 exons. Gene Ontology annotation, molecular function: G protein-coupled receptor activity. Gene Ontology annotation, biological process: G protein-coupled receptor signaling pathway. Gene Ontology annotation, cellular component: membrane. Bases 340 to 1356 code for a protein of 338 amino acids. The record is from RefSeq and is a predicted model, not a curated record. Lineage: Eukaryota; Metazoa; Chordata; Actinopteri; Salmoniformes; Salmonidae.